CUCCCCUAUCCCAUUUCCCAUCCCCAAAGGAGAGACCGGAUACCUACUGUCGUCUAGGUUUCUGCCUGUGUCGACCAUCCGUCACCCGUUCAGUCGGACCCGAAUUGUUGUGAUAGACCAGAGCCUUCCCCGGAAGGCCCCGCAUAAAACCAGGCGUCAUGGCGGACGUCCGGUCCAAGAACCUCUACGAGCUUCUUGGCAAUGAUCCUGAAUUGGACCCCAACAGAGAGCCUGAGCCUCCCACGAGGGCUGUAGACAGACCUGCUCCCCGUGUUGGCAAGCGCGAUGCUCCCAAGGAAGCUCCCAGCACCCAGCCCCGUGCCGAGAACAACAACGCUCGCCGCGGUAACCGUGCCACUGGCAACGAGGCCGCUUUCCGCGACCGCAACGCCGGCCGCACCAACAACCGCGAGAAGGCCACCGAGGACCCCAAGGAGGGCCAGCGCCACGGAUUCCGCGCUCGUGGUGAGCGUGGUGAGCGUGUCCGCCACGACCGCCAGUCCCGCACCGGCCAGACCGACACCCGCAAGCAGGUGAACCAGGGCUGGGGUAACCAGAGCGGUGACAAGACCUGGGACGAUGAGAAGGCCGGAGAGGACAUCGCCCACAAGGACGAGAACGAGCCCCAGACUCCCGCCGCCGAGGAGGAGCCCGCCGACAAGUCCAAGUCCUUCGCCGACUACCUUGCUGAGAAGGCCGCCCAGGAGGACCUGAGCGCCAAGCCCGUCCGUGCCGCCAACGAGGGCUCCAAGCUCGACAAGAAGUGGGCCGCCGCCAAGGAGCUCAAGCCCCGCGAGGAGGAGGAGGCCUACAUCAAGGGCAAGGAGGAGAAGUCCAAGCGCGAGAAGCAGCGCAAGGAGAAGAACGUCCUCGAGGUUGACAUGCGCUUCGUCGAGGCCCCCCGCGGUGCUGCCAACGGCCCCCGUGGCCGUGGUGCCCGCGGUGGUGCUCGCGGCGGCCGCGGCGGCCGUGGUGGUAACAACACCAACGCUCCCCGCCCCAGCGGCGCUGCUACCAGCGGCGCUUCCGUCACCGUCGACGAGAAGAACUUCCCCAGCCUUGGUGGCAAAUAAAUGUGUUCAUGCCUAACCCCAAACACCGUCAUGUCCCCAUGUCGAAAGAAAUCUUGCGUGUGUGUGCGCGUGUGUCUUAUUUUAACUAAAUAACUCACCCCCCAUCUGCCCGAUUCCAAAAAAACGAAAAUUUUUUUCUAUUAACUCGCUCACAAUUGACACGAUGUGUUCCGUUAAUUUAUCUUAAUUUUUUUCUCCCCCUCGUCCUUUCCAGCCCUAGCGCGCAGGAAAACCUCUUCCCCAUCCUUUGAACCACUCUUCAAGUUCCCUAAGGUAGUCGGACCGUCUUGUCUUUUCCGUGCGCAGUUAGUUUCCCUUUUGCCCGGGGCUUGAUCGCGUGUCUUGAGAGCAAAGCAAAUCUGAUCGCCACCUAUUAUGCAAGUCCCAGGACAGCUGCAUAUGACUCCUCAAAAUAUCUCCCCAAAAA
This is a messenger RNA of Aspergillus aculeatus ATCC 16872, 1500 nucleotides long. RefSeq names its product putative telomere and ribosome associated protein Stm1 (gene stm1). The coding region runs from base 159 to 1073 and encodes 304 amino acids. The transcript is spliced from 5 exons. Gene Ontology annotation, cellular component: cytoplasm; nucleus. NCBI's taxonomy places the organism in Eukaryota, Fungi, Ascomycota, Eurotiomycetes, Eurotiales, Aspergillaceae. The record is from RefSeq and is a predicted model, not a curated record. Gene Ontology annotation, molecular function: RNA binding.